This is a messenger RNA of Acanthoscelides obtectus, 354 nucleotides long. The record is from the annotation of a GenBank genome assembly. NCBI's taxonomy places the organism in Eukaryota, Metazoa, Arthropoda, Insecta, Coleoptera, Chrysomelidae.
AUGCUUGACCUUCUUCCUCUCCAUGGUACAACCAAGGGUACAGAUAUUUUUGAAGCUGUGAAUAAGUUGGUGUCAGACUACGGGGGAUUUGAUAAAUGUUCCUGUAUUGUCACUGAUGGCGCCAGAGGUAUGACAGCGACUGAAAUUGGAUUUGCAGGACUAUUGAAACAAAAUAGCAUUAACUGUCCUAUGAUACAUUGUAUUGUUCACCAAGAGAGCUUAUGUGGAAAAUCUUUACGUCAAAUAAAUGUCAUGAAAGUGGCUGUUAAAAUAACUAAUAUUGUUAGAGGGGGCAAUCGUGCUUUGACUCACACAAAGAUUCGUGAUUUUUUGGCUGAAGUGGAUGCUAUAUAA